AUGGAACCGCCCGGUUCUGGAGCGGAACCGGUCGAGGACGACCACAUCCAAGAAACGGCCCAUGGGCGCUGCAAGUCCAACGCCUCCUCCAAUGGGGCCCCGAGCGCUGCUGUGCCGCCACCUCCCCGCGCGACGCCCCUCCACCGCCGCGAGCAGGCCGGAGGCGGCGCCGAUGGGUCCAGCUCCGCCGCGGCGCGGGUCGACCGGAAGGGCAAGGGGACGCUGCCGCCCAAGGCCAUUCCUUCUCCUCCGAGCUCCGCGGGCAGCAGCAGCUCCUCCACCCCCUCCGUCAACUACGCCGCCGCAUUCAGAGCCGGGGCCUUUGGAGGCAGGGAGUCGAGCACCGUGGCGGGCGGCAGCAAGGCGCGGGUGACGUGGAGCGACCCCGCGGCGACGGAGACGAGGGAGGUGCCCAACGCGGCGGCGCAUCCGUUCGGCCCCAAGUUGGUGUCCACGCAGCGGCUGGUGAAAGAGCAGGCGGCGGUCGAUAAGGAGAACAGGCGAUGGGAACAGCAGUUCAACUCGCUGCGUGCGGAAGAGGCGAUGCAUAGGAAGGAGCAGUCUGUAAAUCAGUCAUACAAGCAGUGGCUCAAUGAUGAGGUUGCGGUAAAAUGGUCUGAUAAUGAUGAUGAUGGAGUCCCGUACCCUUUGCACGCUGAAUUUUGUGGAGAUUCUUACUCGUCACAAAGAAGGGAAUGGACUGACGUAAGAAUUGUGAGAAGACUGCGAGGGCUGCGUCUCCAAGAGAGGCUUGCUGCUCGCAAUCAUUUCAGAGCGCUGCGUGAUAGCCAGCGAGCGGGCGGGCGCAAGCCUAGCACCCUAUUCAGGCUUGCAAUGGAUAACCUAAGGGAUGGGGAACUUGUAGAGGAGUGUACCAGGGAUUGUGAUACUCCAGAAUAUCUUACUUGUCCAUUGUCGGGCGAGCUUAUGAUUGACCCGGUGACAAUUGCCACGGGGAAGACAUUUGACCGACAGCACCUCAAGGAUUGGUUUGAGAAGAACGGGCAUAUCUGUCCUGUGAACGGCGAGCCUGUUUCAGGUGCCAUUGUCCGGAACGAGCGUAUCCGAGGGUACUUGCGCGAGUGGGAAGAAUCCAAGAUGGAGCAGAUCACGAAGGUCUGAAAGAACAUGAAGUAGUAGGAAUGACAGUAUAGUUCGUCAUAUUUCACGGCCUGUAUAUAUAUAUGUCUUGUGUGCUUCCCGAAUUACA
Triticum dicoccoides is the source of this 1210-nucleotide messenger RNA. RefSeq lists its product as uncharacterized. Gene Ontology annotation, biological process: protein ubiquitination. Bases 1 to 1122 code for a protein of 373 amino acids. Gene Ontology annotation, molecular function: ubiquitin protein ligase activity. The transcript is spliced from 5 exons. The record is from RefSeq and is a predicted model, not a curated record. NCBI's taxonomy places the organism in Eukaryota, Viridiplantae, Streptophyta, Magnoliopsida, Poales, Poaceae.